Panthera uncia (snow leopard) is the source of this 2490-nucleotide messenger RNA. It is a transcript of the gene TMEM41B, whose product is annotated as transmembrane protein 41B. Lineage: Eukaryota; Metazoa; Chordata; Mammalia; Carnivora; Felidae. The transcript has 8 exons. The record is from RefSeq and is a predicted model, not a curated record. Gene Ontology annotation, cellular component: endoplasmic reticulum membrane. Bases 114 to 989 code for a protein of 291 amino acids.
GCGUGAGCGCGCGAGGCACGGGGGUGGCGCGGGGCGGAGCCUACUCCGAGUGGGCGCUGUAGGUUUCAGCAGAGCGUCGCUGUGCUCUCCGGGCUGAGGUCGUCUCAGCAGCCAUGGCGAAAGGCAGAGUCGCCGAAAGAUCGCAGACGGGGGCACUCCACACGACCCCUGUGGGGGACAGGGCAGCGGGGACGCGCGGUCUCAUGACGCCAGGCAGCGGAGACUACUUGAAGGAAAAAGCCUGUGCAGAAGCUGGGUCAGCAAGAAUGUCACUUCUUAUAUUGGUGUCCAUUUUCUUAUCUGCAGCUUUUGUUAUGUUUUUGGUAUAUAAAAAUUUUCCUCAGCUUAGUGAAGAAGAAAGAGUGAAUAUGAAGGUUCCCAGAGAUAUGGAUGAUGCCAAGGCUCUAGGAAAAGUUUUAUCCAAAUAUAAGGACACCUUUUAUGUACAAGUACUUGUAGCUUAUUUUGCUACAUAUAUUUUCUUGCAAACAUUUGCUAUUCCAGGCUCUAUAUUUCUCAGUAUACUCUCAGGGUUUCUUUAUCCCUUUCCGCUAGCCUUAUUUCUUGUUUGUUUGUGUUCUGGACUCGGUGCCUCAUUCUGCUAUAUGCUCUCCUAUUUAGUUGGGAGGCCAGUUGUAUACAAAUACCUAACAGAGAAAGCAGUAAAAUGGUCACAACAGGUUGAGCGUCAUAGAGAACAUCUCAUUAACUACAUUAUAUUUUUGAGAAUAACACCAUUUCUGCCGAAUUGGUUUAUUAAUAUCACAUCCCCUGUGAUAAAUGUGCCAUUGAAAGUUUUUUUUAUUGGCACUUUUCUAGGUGUUGCACCUCCCUCUUUUGUAGCGAUUAAGGCAGGAACAACACUGUACCAGCUUACAACAGCAGGGGAAGCUGUUUCCUGGAACUCAGUAUUUGUUCUAAUGAUUUUGGCUCUUCUUUCUAUUCUGCCAGCCAUCUUCCAAAAAAAACUAAAGCAGAAAUUUGAGUGAGAAAUCAUCUGGGUUUCAGUUUUCCUAUCAUCAUCAUCAUCAUCAUCAUCAUCUCAGAAUUGGCAGGCUUAGGUGUUAAAAUCACCUCUUCAGUAAUUGAAAUGAGUUUGUAGAAUAAAAUUUCCUGUCACACAGUUAAAAUAAUUCAUGUAAGAGGUAAGGGAGAGAAGAAAGUAAAAGUGGAAAUUGAUAUAUUAUGAAAAGUACUGUCAGUAGUUAUGAUAGACAUGUUCUAAAUUACUACUCCAACGGUAGCUGUAGAUAAUCAGUAGCUGUGUAGUGGGAAAUUCUUGAUCCAACUGACUCAAUUUAAUAGUUUCAUGAACUGGCUAUCAUAUUUAUUCUUGACUUGAUAAUUUAAUAUUUUCCUCUCUUUUCCCUUAGUAAUAACUGAAAUAGGGAAAGCAAAUACAAAAUACAAAAGGAAAGAUUCUAGGUUUGUAAAAAUAGUAUUGCAGUUCUUGCUAAUGUUAGCCUUCUUCAAGAGCAUAAACUUGAAAACUAAAGCUCAAAAAGGAGAUUUACGUUUUCUUCCUUUUUUAACUUUGAGGUAAUGGAUUUGUUUAGAAGGUACAUCAGGUGGACUACUGAAUUUGGAAAGGAUAUCAAGCUGUAUCUGUUGUGUAAAUUUUAUUUUUGUUUAUUCCUGUUCUAGAUUAUCAUGGGUUAGUCUGAAAUUUAAAAUUCUGGCCAGUCUAUUUCCAUCUUUUUCUAGCUUUCACAGUAUUUCUACUGUGCAUAUAAAAAUGGCAAUUACAUGAUAAUUGUAUUAUAUUGGUGUUAAUGAUUUAUAUUCAGAUAAUAUUUUGUUACACAGUUCCCCUUUGCUAUCUCAAAAGGGGAUCAAAAACAAACAUUCAAAGUAUGCAGUUUUUAGAUGAUAGAUUAAUUAUAUUACUUUAUAUUUUGAAACGGAAGCAGUGGCAGCGCAACACUUAAGUGGUUAAAUAUAGUUUAUUUGUUUCAAUAACUGUAAAAUUUACCUCAUUUAUUUAUUGGUCUGGUCAUUAAAGUAUGUAUUAUGUAAUUAUCCUUUUUAUGCAUGAUAUAAGAAUGCCUUGUUUUGGGGUUUUUUGAUAGCUUUUUUGUUUGGGGCUGCUUUUGAUUAAUGCAGUUACCCAAUUUAGUGUGUUUACUUUUUAUAACUCCAAGUAAAAUUAAAUCCUUACAUGGUAACUACUCUAUUUAAAUGGUCCUGGAAAAGCUUAAACAGCUUUCUGCUGCUUGCUUAAUGGUAAUACCCUUGAUUUCCUGAUUCUAGGACAUAGCUGAUAUCUAAGGUACUUUGUCAGUUUUACCUUCACCCAAGACUGUCAUGUUGAAAAGUACUUUAGCUGUGGGAGAAAUCCUUGUAUGUUUUUAUUGUGAGAGGAAUGGUCAUCCUCAAAGCCUGUUUCUACUACAUAAUGUGGACUGAUUAUUUUUUCUAUCACAGUAUUAACAAAUGGAUUUAUUGUAAAUACAAAGAAAAUAUAUUAAUUAAUAUACUAUUCUUACGUCA